Messenger RNA from Plasmodium knowlesi strain H, 1677 nucleotides. Its product is annotated as protein phosphatase PPM5, putative. Gene Ontology annotation, molecular function: cation binding; protein serine/threonine phosphatase activity. NCBI's taxonomy places the organism in Eukaryota, Apicomplexa, Aconoidasida, Haemosporida, Plasmodiidae. The record is from RefSeq and is a predicted model, not a curated record. The transcript has 4 exons. Bases 1 to 1677 code for a protein of 558 amino acids. Gene Ontology annotation, biological process: protein dephosphorylation.
AUGGGUACAUGCACCUCUUCACUAAUAAAAAAAUUUCGCAAAACACACCCGCCAUCCAGUAGAACAUUUAAAGGCAAAAAGAACACAAGAAGGAGACUCUCUAUCAGCACAAAGGGAGAGUUGCCAAAUGACACGGACGAAAUAAAAAGAAGUAUUCAAGAAUUAAAGGACAAUGAAGAUAGGUUUAAGGAAUCAUCGGAAAAUGAUUCGCAUACGAAAGUGGAAAUAACACCAGUGAAGGAAGAAGAGGAAAAAAAAUGUGGAGAGAAAAAAAAUAAAAUUAAAAAUAGAUCGUCCGUAGCAGGAGUAAGGGCAUCCCAUUUUCAAGAAGAUUUCGAAAAAAAAUGUGUAAAAAUUAAAGGUGAAGUUGACAAAUUAAAUGAAAAUGGAAUAGGCUAUGUAUGCAGAAAAGGGUUAAAGCCAGAAAGCCCAAAUCAGGAUGAUUUUACAAUUAUCACUACGGAGAAUUUAGCCCUUUAUGCCAUUUUUGAUGGCCAUGGGCCAUAUGGACAUGAUGUGUCCAAUUAUGUACAGAAGGAAUUACCCUACAUGAUUAUAAAGAAUGAAAAUUUUUUAAAAAAUCCGAAAGAGGUCUUUACUAAAGCCUUCCUAAAUAUACAUGCAAACAUAGAAAAAACGACCAAUGAAUAUUUGGAAGACUUUGCCAACAAAUACAAAGGAAACAACAAAGGCGGAAACAGCAGAAGACUUCAUAUGGACAAGCAGAGCAGCAGCUCCGUCGUCAGUACGCACUUUGAUUUAAAUAUACCUCACUUGGACGAUGAGGAAGAAGACGACGAUGAUGAUCAUGAUAGUGAUGAUGAUAACAAUUUUAGCGAAGAUUCCGGUACAGGCAACACAGACGGGUAUGCCCACACCGAUAGUGACAGCGACAGUGAUAGUGAUCACCACCAUGGUGAAAGUGAUGAUAAUGAGAAUCAGAAAAAAUCCAAAGCGAAGAUGAAAAAAAGCGAAUCCAACAAACAUGCGAACGAAAAGAAUACCACCAAAAGCGAAAAGGGACAAGCAUUAAACAAAAAAAAGAAAAAAAAAAAGAAAAAAAAAGAAGCCUAUUUUGACAGUACAAUGAGUGGUACCACAGCAACAAUAAUAGUACACCUUUUUCAGGAAAAAAAAUUAUACGUUGCUUAUGUCGGCGAUUCUAGGGCUGUACUUGGCAGGAGGAAAAAAGGAUUCCCAGAUGUUCUGGAGGCCUUCGAUCUAACGAAAGAUCAUAAACCCAAUUCCGCAGCUGAGAAGAAAAGAAUUAUAAAUUCCGGUGGGCAAGUAUUGAAGCUGGAGGGGGAUAUACCCUACCGCGUUUUUUUAAAAAAUAAGUUUUACCCAGGGUUGGCCAUGUCAAGAGCCAUUGGAGAUACGAUUGGGCACCAGAUAGGUAUAAUUUCCGAGCCCGAUUUCAUGGAAAUUAAAAUAAACGAAGAUGAAGACAUCCUCGUUUUGAUAUGCAGUGACGGAGUAUGGGAAUUCAUUUCGUCGGAAGAAGCCAUUAAUCUAAUCUACGAAUUUGGAUACGACAAUGUUCAAGACGCCGUUGAGAACUUAGCCAAGGAAUCCUGGGACCGCUGGCUAAACGAAGAAGAAAACAUCGUGGAUGACAUAACCAUACAAGCUAUAUAUUUAUCAGAAAAAUGCAAAAAAAUAAAAAAUGAAAAAUAA